UUGUACGUAUUCUUUGUCUGGUAUUUAUAUAGAAAGCGGCGCGCCUGAGAAAGAGGAAAGCGAGUUUUUGCGAAGUUACAGCAGCCAUGGGAGCUCUUGCUCCAGUUUUUCAUUGGAUUCCUGAAGAUGAUCUCUUACUUAAAAACGCCAUUGAGGCCGGUGCUUCUUUGGAAUCACUUGCAAAAGGUGCAGUUCAAUUUUCCCAAAGAUUUACCGUUCAAGAAUUGCAAGAUCGAUGGCAUGCUCUCCUUUACGAUACAGUUGUUUCUGCUGAAGCAUCAACACUCAUGAUUGAGUUUGAUCGGUCUGCAUCAACACUGAAAUGUAAUAGGUUUGAGAAUGCAAAGGAAAGUAAAAACUCUGUUCUGUUAAAGAGAAAAACUGAGAGCAUCCGUUCAUGUUACUAUGCUAUGCGUAAGAGGAUCCGUAAUGAUCCAUUUGAUUCGAUGGAUAUGAACUUUCUUGGUGGAGCUGGUGACAAUGGCGAGUCUCAGUCAGUGAAUUGUGUAUUUCUGGAUUCGAUAAAAGAUACAUUUGGUAAUCAACAAUCAAAUUUUGACGUAAUACGAAAUUGCAUCUCUGAACAUGGGUGUGAUGAUUCCAUUUGUGCUAAUAAUUGUGUAACUGCUUCUCCUGGUUUUCCGAUUGGACUCCUCAAUCACAAGGGAGAUUUUCCACUUAGCAGCUUUAAUGUUGCUGAGAACUUUCAUGUUGCCGUUGAAGAAAGUGUUGCCCUUGCUGACAAACAAAGCACUGUUUGGGAAUUGGGUGAAUUGCCAGUUUGUGGAUUAUUUGAAGCUGAGGAUUCAGAACCUAAUUUGCCUAUGAGAGAUCAAUGUGACGAUGUGAGGAACUCUUCUGGAUUUGAAAGCCAGGUCUUGAACUCACCAGUUCCGGAUUGUGGCUUAACAUUUCACGAUCUUGGUUAUUCAUCUACUCCACCUGAAAUGCCAGAUUGGAGUACAGUUGGAGAUAUAUCUGUUCCACCUCUGCCUGAUUUCGAGGAGGAGCAGAAUAUACAGAAUGCAUUUGUAAUUCCUAUUAAUGGCAAUUCGAAUACAAUGGAUGCAUCAGAAUAUGACGUUGUAAAUUCAAACUCCAACUUGAGAGACCAUAUGUCAUGUGAUGAAUCGAGAAAUGCAUGUGAUGAACCGAGAAAUUCAGUACCUAGUACUGACGACUACUUAGUUGAGUUGUCAGAAUCCUUGUUCAACUUUACAGAUGAGGAAGAGUUGCUAUUCAUUGAUCCUAAUGGAAAUGAAGCGAUUAAUAAGUAUUAUUUUGAUGGUUUGAGCUCACUUCUCUUGGAUUGUCCUGAUGAUGUGGGUGACAUGCCCGACAAAGGUAUAUCGGAGGCUUCAAAUGCUUCAGACGAAGGGCUUACUGUUCUUGAUGGUGCUUGUCCCAAAAAAUUCGGUGAUAAUUGUGUGUACCAUUAUAGUGAUAAGCCUCUAGUUUCCUGUUCAGACUUCCAAAUGCUAUCCUCCGCAUUAACUGUCAAUCCGGCUUUUCCUGAAAUGCGUGGUGGAGUUAUUUGUUGCACACUAAGUACUGAGGACCCAGAAGUUCCUAGGAACGAUGAUGUUUUUCUUCCUGUUCUAAUGCCGUCAACAUCAUUUCCGUCAAUGACCCAUUGGAAAUAUGACGAGACUUAUCAUCCAUCAUCCUCGUCUGCCAAAGAUUUGUCAAAUAAUCAAAAAGCCAAUGAUGGACAUGCUGUCUUGAAGAAAAAGGAACAAAAUUGUCAUUCAGAAUACAGUAAUUCUUAUCAGAUGAAUGAACCACCAUCACAGGCAGAAAUGUUCAAUCAUGAUCACAAAGUUAAGCAUGAGUUGCCCAAUGACAAUAACCAACAUGUGGUACGGAGGAAUCUGCAGACUUCUGAUUGUCCAAGGCCAGUCAUUUCAGGAACCUUAAGUGCAGUGAAUUUCUGUAAAGGAGAUUUUAAAGAAAAUAUCACAAAGGAUGGACAGGGUAAAAAUCUCAGUCGGAUUUAUGCUGCUGAUGCCAACAAGUGCUUGGAGAAAAGUGCAAUUCGCGCAAAGGAACAUGACACUACCACCAUCCUUCAGAAGAAUGAACCUAUACUUGCUGAAGCUGCCCACAUGAAAACAACAAUCCUUGAAGCAAGUGCAAACAAUACUUCACCAGAUUCGGAAGAGUUUCUUUAUGAGAGCGAUGAGGACAUACCCUACUUUUCUGAUGUUGAAGCUGUGAUCCUUAGUAUGGAUUUGAGCCCUAAUGGCCAGGAUAUGUAUUCCAGUAAGAGAGUCAAGGAGUAUCAGCAUGAAGAUUUUAUUAGAACGAUCAUCAGGCUAGAGCAGGCUGAUCAUGCAUGUAAGCAGAGGAAGAUUGCUGCGUGUGGAGCUUUUGCUGUUUUAAUUGGCAGCUGUUCAAGGCAUUUUAUUAGAAAACCUGAGGUGCUACUGGGAAGAGCAUCUGAAGAUGUUAAAGUUGACAUUGACUUAGGCAGAGAAGGUCGUGAUAAUAAAAUUUCAAGGCGACAGAUUAUAAUCAAAUUUGCCAGCUCAUCUUCAGUGGAGCAGAUUAUGCCUUAAUCUGCCAACUCAUUUGACAAACCCUCAAGUUGGCAUGUAAAUAUCGAACAUGCCUAACUUGCUCAGAAAGGACUCAAAAGUAGUUCUAAAAAGACCUUUUGUGAAAAUAUCUGCAACUUGUUCAGUUGUUGGAACAAAAGGGAUGCACACACUUCCAUUUUCAAUCUUUUCUCUUUAAUGAAGUGCCUGUCCAAUUCAACAUGUUUUGUUCUAUCAUGUUGAACUGGAUUAUGAGCAAUGCUUAUGGCAGCCAUAUUGUCACCAUACAACUUCAUUGGCAAACUCAUAGGUUUCUUAGUUCUUCCAAAAGUCUCUUGAGCCACAACAUUUCACAAAUUCCAUGUGCCAUGGAUCGAUACUCAGCCUCAGCACUACUCCGAGCCUCCUUGUUUUGCUUCUUACUUCUCCAUGUCGCUAAAUUUCCCCAAACAAAUGUACAGUAUCCAGAUGUAGAUCUUCUAUCAAUAGAUAAACCAGCCCAGUCCGCAUCGGUAUAAGCCUGAACACUUCUUUGCUCAUUCUUUUUGAGGAACAACCCUUUCUCAGGAGAACUCUUUAGAUACCUUAGGAUUCGAUACACAGCUUCUUGGUGUUCUUCUCGUGGAGAAUGCAUGAACUGACUAACUAGGCUCACAACAAAGGAAAUAUCUGGUCUAGUAUGUGACAAGUAAAUCAACUUGCCUACCAGUCUCUGAUAUUCACCCCUAUCAAUCAAUUUUCCUUCCUUUGCAAACUUUAGAUUCGGGUCAAUUGUAAAGCGACUACUGCUAAAUAGAGAAUGAGAAGAUUAAUCUUUAUUCAUAGGCUAAUUGAGUAUAUAUAGGCGCUAAUACAACUUGUCAAACAUACGACUGAAAGAAGCAUGUGGAAGUGGCUUGGUUAGGACAUCAACAACCUGAUCAGCAACGUGUAAGUGCUCGACUUCAACCUCUUUGCGUUGCUCCUGGUCACGUACAAAGUGGAAAUCGAUGCCAAUAUGCUUCAUCUUACUAUGAAAGACAGGAUUCUCGCAGAUGUAUGUAGUUCCAAUAUUAUCACAAAGUAUGCGCGGAAUGCAAGCAAGGGAAAAACGAAGCUCACGCAGUAGGUUGGUGAUCCAGUUGGUUUCUGCCAGAGCAGCAGCUACAGCUCGGUAUUCAGCUUCGGUGGAUGACCGAGAGACAGAUCGCUGCUUCUUGGAGGACCACGAGAUUGGCGUACUUCCAAGAUAUAUAACAUAGCCAGUUGUGGAAGUUCUGUCUAUAGGGUCACCAGCCCAAUCAGAGUCAGAGUACACCAUAAGUCGAUUAUUAGUCUCACGGGUUAUUUGAAGACCAAAAGAGGAGGUCUGUUUGAGAUAUCGAAGCAAUCGCUUAACAACUUUCCAAUGAUUAGCUUGAGGACAAUGCAUAAACUGGGAGAGUUUAUUUACUGUACAUGCGAUGUCAGGUCUGGUGAAGGACAAAUAUUGCAGCUUGCCAACAAUUUUCCGAAAGAAAGAGCCAUCAACAAUAGGAUCAACUUGAUUUACACUAAGAACAGUAGAGACGGACAUAGGAGUGGGAACGCCUUUGCUCUCUUGCAUAUUGGCUUCCUGGAGAAGGUCUUCAAUAUACUUUUGUUGAGACAACAGUAGGCCACCUUGAAACGACAGAACCUCAACACCCAAAAAAUAGUUCAAGUGGCCAAGGUCCUUGAUAGAGAAACGUUGAGCAAAGGCAUUGAUAAUUUGUACCUUGUUCGUGAUUUCCAGUAACAAUAAUGUCAUCCACAUAUACAAGGAUAUAAACAGUGAAUCCUGAAUGAUGUAAGAUAAACAAGGACGAGUCAGAUUGUGAUUUGAAAAAACCUUAUGUUACCAGAAAGUUCUUGAGCUCGGUGUACCAAGCUCUAGGUGCUUGUUUGAGACCAUAUAUAGCUUUGUGAAGUUUGCAGACGUGAUUGGACAAAGUUGGAUGCUCAAAGCCAGGAGGUUGUCUCAUAUAAACUUGUUCCUCUAAAUGACCUUGCAAGAAUGCAUUAUUUACAUCAAGUUGAUGCAGACGUUAAUUAUAUUGAACAACGAUGACGAGAACUAGGCGAACAGUUGUAGGCUUGACUACUGGACUGAAGGUGGAAUAGUAGUCAAGUCCAGGCCGCUGAGUGAAGCCUUUGGCCACUAAUUGAGCUUUAUACUUUUCGAUAGAACCAUUACCAUCAGGAUGAUGCUUAAUGCGAAAUAGCCACUUACAGUCUACUACAUUUUGCGAAGGAUCGUUGGGAACCAAAGUUCACGUUUGGUUUCUCACAAGGGCAUCAAAUUCAGCUUGCAUAUCAACAUUCCAGUGGGGUUCACAUUGAGCUUUCUUGUAGGAAGAGGGCGUUUUUGGACUUGGAACAUGAGCAAGAAGGCUGGUUUGAUGUUUGGUCUUAAGAAUGUUAUUUUUGGAACGAGUAACCAUUGAAUGACUAGGCAUUGUGGUGGAAGGUGUGGUUGAAGUGAUGUGGCUGGUUUGUGUGUUUGGGGGUGAUAGCCGACAAAUUAGGAGUAGAAGGGGCUGCAAUAGGGGAAGGUACUGAAGGAGGAAAAUUUAUAGGUUUACUGGAUGAAGGCAACGACUUAGGAGCUAGAGGUGGAUUCCGUCGUUUAUAAGUUAAAAGGGGUGGAUUGUUUGUUUGAAGAUGGGUGGUUUGGUUGUUCAAAAAAGGUGCAGAAGGGAUGAGAGGCGGCGUAGAAUUUGGAACGGAAAUCACAGCUUCAUCAGAUAAAGAAUUCGGAGGAGAGUUGAGGAUCAUACCUGAACCUUGAGAGAUUGAUAUGAGUGAACUUUGCGGGCAAGGUGCACAUGCAAUAGCUGAAGGAAGAUCCUUGUUUAACUUUUGAACUUCGCAAGUGAUUUGAUUGGUUUCUUUUCAACUGUUUCCUAUGAUUUAAU
Capsicum annuum is the source of this 5452-nucleotide messenger RNA. RefSeq lists its product as uncharacterized. Gene Ontology annotation, cellular component: MLL1 complex; NSL complex; Ino80 complex. Gene Ontology annotation, biological process: positive regulation of transcription by RNA polymerase II. The coding region runs from base 87 to 2558 and encodes 823 amino acids. Gene Ontology annotation, molecular function: protein binding; G-quadruplex RNA binding. Lineage: Eukaryota; Viridiplantae; Streptophyta; Magnoliopsida; Solanales; Solanaceae. The transcript is spliced from 6 exons. The record is from RefSeq and is a predicted model, not a curated record.